AACAUUCAGAAAUGUCAAGAUCAAUUUACCACUAUUGGAUGCCAUCAAACAAAUUCCGCGGUAUGCCAAGUUCCUUAAAGAACUCUGCACCAACAAAUGAAAAUUAACAGGUAAUGAAAAGGUAAGUGUUGGUUAGAAUGUAUCUGCAGUGUUACAGCGGAAAAUGCCAGCAAAAUGUAAAGAUAGGGGCAUGUUUGUAAUACCUUACAAAGUAGGCCAUUUAGGAAUUAAGAAGGCUAUGUGUGAUUUAGGGGCCUCCAUAAACGUCAUGCCUCUUUCCGUUUAUGAAUCACUUAACGUGGGUUUUUUGACAAAGACAGGUGUUAUCAUUCAGUUGGCAGACAGGUCCAUUGUGCAUUCCGAAGGAGUCCUCGAGGACGUAUUAGUCAAAGUCAAUGGCCUUAUCUUCCCUGUAGAUUUUUAUGUGAUAAAAAUAGAGGAGGAUAACGCUCCUGGGUCUUCAGACAUCUUGUUGGGACAACCUUUCCUUAGUACUGCGAAUACUAAGAUCGACAUACGAAGCGGAACCCUCACGAUGGAGUUUGACGGGGAGAUCAUGAAGUUUAAUGUUUAUGGCAUUAUUAGUCACCCAAGUGAAGUCUUGGAUGUAAACCGUGUCGACAUAAUUAACUCAUUAGUAGAAAAAACUUUUGAGUCAUCUUAUGGAGAAAAAUCUAAAAUGAUGUUUGGUGAUUUUGAAUCUGUUAAUAAAUUAUUGGCUCCCAUGAAUACUAAACUUCUACCUUCUAUUGUGCAGGCACUAGAUCUGAAAUUAAAACCACUUCCAAAACAUCUCAAAUUCACAUUUUUGGAGAAUGAUGAGACUAUUACCGACUUAAAAGGAAUCAACCCCUUGGAGGAAAAUACGGAACCAAAGAAAGAGGCGCAAGGACAAUUAAACCCAAAUAUGGUGGACAUGUUAAAAAAUGAGAAUUUUCAAGCUCAUAAGAAAGAAAGAAUUCAGCUGGAAUAGUCCCAAUACUAGUUGGGGCGUCAAGCUAGCAACGUUAAACAAGCGUUUAUUGGGAGGCAACAUAAUUUUUAUUUUUAUUUAUUUUUUCUUACUAUUUUAUUAUUUAUUAUUUUCAGAUAUUAAUAAAAUUCUCUUCUUUUGUCUAGGUAAACCGAAGCAACAAUAGGAAGAACUCAUUACCAUAAUACACGAACGACAGUAACUACACGGGGAGUUCUUCUAAACUUUUCUUCUACCUAUUUAUUUAUUUAUUUAUUUCACAUCAAGGACUAUGUGUUUUAAGUAGGGGAGAGACAUUCCUCAUUAUUUUUGUCGUUUUAGAUGCUGAUUUGGUUGUUGCUGGCCAUAUAAUUUUUUUUUAAAGAAUAUUUUGCCUCUUUUCAUGACCAGGAAUUGCCUACUGUUUGCCCCACAAGCAUGAUUCUUGCCUUUUGAGGAAGUUAUGAUUUUUCCCCAUAUUUGAUGCCAUCUCCACUAUUUUAUUUUUAUUAGGCUAAAAUAAUUGUGAUUAAUGGAGUUAACUCUAUCUUGCUUUUCGUAAAAUCGAUCAAGUUUAAUAUAAAGUGAACACUUAAAAUGAUUGCAUGCUUAAUUUAUAUUCAUGGCUAUUAGGUGAUUAUUGAAACGUGUUCUUGACACUUAAAUUGUUUUUCUUGAGUUCUCAAAAUGUUAAUUUCAUUUAAUUGUUAAUAAUUUUUUCCAUGGUUAUGAGUACAGCUUAGAACGUGACUGACUGAGUAACCGGGGUAGGGUGCUUGGGUUACUUCGUGUCAAAAGGUUGUGUGGCGUGAUAGUUAAAGCUCCGCUAACCGAAAUUAAUUAUUAAGAAUGUGUUGGGCUGAGUAACCGAGGUGGGGUGCUUGGCUGUUAUCGCUCUUUGCGUCAAAAUGUUCCACAUGUUCUUGGGGAAAAUAAAAAUAAAAAGUAUGUUGGGCUGAGUAACCGGGGUUUGGUACUUGGCUGUCAUCACUCUUCGCGUCAAAAGGUUCAACAUGCAUACAUAAAUAAAUAAAAGAAAAAAGAAAAAAAUAUAUAUGUAAAUAAAUAAAAUUUGGGACUAAGGAAGAAACAAAGAGGGUGCCUUGGUAAGUUUAGUAAUUCACCUAAUUUCCAUGAAAUAAUUCAAAUCGAUUUUAAUUUUUAUGUGUAUUAAUUGGAAAACUUUUUCUAUUUUACUUAAAGCAAACUUAGGGUUCUCUUUAUUUUUCAUAUGCGUUUUAAACUAAUUCUUAUGAAACUUUGGAAUGGUAUUUCUUUUAUGGCAGAAUCUAACUUUCACAGUAGAUAGGAACCAUACUUGAGGGAAAGCAUGGACUAAAGACUGAUUUGGAGGCAAAAGCAAAAGUAAGGGACAAAAGUGUGAAUUUGGAGACACAAUGGGCUGAUAUGCAACACAGGAAAAAGAUUGUGUCAAAAGUUCGAGCAUGGAAGACACAAGGACUAAAAACGCAAAAAGAAGAGAUUUUAUUUUAUAAGACUCCAUUUUAUUUAUAUUAGGAUAAUUAAAAUUAAGAUAAUUAUUAGGAUUAUUUAAUUUUAGGAUUUUAUUUUAAUUAUCUUUAAUUAUCUUUAAUUAAAUGUAUUUAUCUUUUUAGAAUUUAAGUUAAAUUAGACUAUCUCCCUAGUACUAUAAAUAGGGGGUGAAAUGACUCUAUUUGGGUGUUCAUCUUUUUCUAUAAACACUCUCCCCCUGAAAGUCUAGGCUUUUGUUUCUUCAUAUUUUCUUUCAAUAAAAUUCUCUUUUCCAUAUUU
Messenger RNA from Gossypium arboreum, 2725 nucleotides. RefSeq lists its product as uncharacterized. The transcript has 2 exons. Lineage: Eukaryota; Viridiplantae; Streptophyta; Magnoliopsida; Malvales; Malvaceae. The record is from RefSeq and is a predicted model, not a curated record. Bases 164 to 973 code for a protein of 269 amino acids.